This is a messenger RNA of Equus quagga, 1816 nucleotides long. It is a transcript of the gene CHST13, whose product is annotated as carbohydrate sulfotransferase 13. The record is from RefSeq and is a predicted model, not a curated record. Lineage: Eukaryota; Metazoa; Chordata; Mammalia; Perissodactyla; Equidae. Gene Ontology annotation, biological process: carbohydrate biosynthetic process; proteoglycan biosynthetic process. The transcript is spliced from 3 exons. The coding region runs from base 16 to 1107 and encodes 363 amino acids. Gene Ontology annotation, molecular function: sulfotransferase activity. Gene Ontology annotation, cellular component: membrane.
UACCAGAGGCAGCAUAUGUACUGGCAGGGGAAGUACAGGCUGCUGCAUGAGUCCACGGGGGUACUGGACCUGGUGAGCUGGCACUGGAGAGCCUGCGGUCUGGCUGUGCCACACCUCCACUGCUUCCCAGCCCUUUCUGGCUAUCUAUACCAGGAUCUGGGGAGGCUGGACAGACAGCUUGCGUUUGAAAACAAGGCCCUGGACUCCAGCUGGUUUGGUGGGAAGAGGAGUGCCCUGCAGAGGCUCUACGACCUUGACCAGGGCCCGCUCUCCGCCCUGGCCGAGGUGCACCGGCAGCGGCGCGACCUGCUGCGCCGCGCCUGCAGCCGCCACACGCGCCGGCAGCGCCUGCUGCGGCCGGAGGACCUGCGGCACGUGCUGGUGGACGACGCGCACGGCCUGCUCUACUGCUACGUGCCCAAGGUGGCCUGCACCAACUGGAAGCGCGUGCUGCUGGCGCUGGGCGGCCGCGCCCGCGGAGACCCGCGCGCCAUCCCCGCGCACGAGGCGCACGCGCCGGGCCGCCUGCGCUCGCUGGCCGACUUCAGCCCGGCCGAGAUCAACCGGCGCCUGCGCGCCUACCUGGCCUUCCUCUUCGUGCGCGAGCCCUUCGAGCGCCUGGCCUCGGCCUACCGCAGCAAGCUGGCGCGGCCCUACAGCGCGGCCUUCCAGCGGCGCUACGGCGCGCGCAUCGUGCGGCGCCUGCGGCCGCGCCCGGCCCCCGACGCGCUGGCCCGCGGCCACGACGUGCGCUUCGCCGAGUUCCUGGCCUACCUGCUGGACCCGCGCACGCGCCGCGACGAGCCCUUCAACGAGCACUGGGAGCGCGCGCACGCGCUCUGCCACCCGUGCCGCCUGCGCUACGACGUGGUGGGCAAGUUCGAGACGCUGGCCGAGGACGCGGCCUUCGUGCUGGGCCUGGCGGGCGCGCCCGGCCUGCGCUUCCCCGCGCCGCCGCCCCGGGCCCCGGCGGCCGCCGCGCGCGACCAGGCGGCGCGCCUCUUCCGGGACAUCAGCCCCUUCUACCAGCGGCGGCUCUUCGGCCUCUACCGCAUGGACUUCCUGCUCUUCAACUACUCCGCGCCCGCCUACCUGCGGCUGCGCUAGCCCGCAGCGCGCGCUCCCCGCCGAGGCCCCGCGGUCUGCGCUCGGGCCGCGGCUGUGCGUUUCUAACGAGCCCCGAGAUGCUGGUGCUGCCGCUCCGGCGCUGCGCUCCGAGACCUGCGCCCGCGCCCUCGUGGGCCUGGGCCGCCCUCACGCCGGCCGGGCUUGCGGGCCCCCCAGGUCAGGUGGGCGGCUGAGCACCUGUGCGCCCCCCACCGCCGACCCUGCCUGGUGCUAGGUGCUUCCUUCCUCUGCCUGCUCCGGCGGGCAGCGCCUCCCCUGGCUGGGUGAGGACUGGCUAACAGUUUUUUAGGUUGUGAGAGGCCAUUCUUUUUGGUCAGCUCUGCCGCCCAACCUGUCUGCGGCAUAAAAGAGUGGAAUGCUGGCUUGGUGCAGACUGUGGCCCAUCCCAGUGCCCUCCUCACCUCACCCACCCUGGAAAGGACAGCCCUGGCCAGGGAGAGAAGCCCUCCCUGACUGCAUUCGGGCGGGGCCGUCCUUGCUGAGGGGCACAGGUCAGGCGCCAGCCGUGAGCCGCCUUCCACUCUGCCUGUGGCUGCCCCGCCGCGGCCCCAGGUGUCAGUCUGGCCAGAUGCUUGGUCGUCUGUGUGCCCACAGAGCCCAGGGUGCAGUGCUGUGGCAGGUUUCAUAGGACCUUGGAGAGCUAGGGAGCUCCUGUUUUUGAAAUAAAUGUGUUUGUUGCUUUCUGACA